GGCGAUUCCACGACACGGCUAGGUUUCCAAGAUGGCGGACACGAUCGUGCGGACGCGACUGGAAGACUUGCGUGGCGUUUGUCGGGAGAGCGUCUACGGAGCGAGAUAUUUCGCCUUUCUGGGCAUUCCUUUUGCCGAGCCACCGGUCGGCCUGCUCAGAUUUCAGGACCCAGUGCCGAAGAAACCAUGGACAGGAGUCCUGAACGCGGGGAGCCAUGGUGGAAAGUGCGCCCAACUCGACGUAAAAACUGAACAAUUCGAGGGAGGUGACGACUGUCUUUACUUGAACGUGUACAAGCCAUUGACGAGGAGGGUUAGAUCACUUCCUGUGAUGGUGUGGAUCCAUGGUGGGGCAUUCACCUUCGGCUGUAGUGACGAGUUCCUUUAUGGGCCUGACUUCUUCAUGGACAAGGAUGUGAUCCUGGUUACCGUCAACUACAGGCUUGGGGUGCUGGGGUUCCUGAAUCUCGAGGACGAGGUGGCCCCCGGGAACCAAGGGCUCAAGGAUCAGGUACAGGCUCUGCGAUGGGUCCAGGAAAAUGUCUCGAAUUUCGGAGGCGACCCAAAAAAUGUCACCAUAUUUGGAGAGAGCGCCGGGGGAGCUUCCGUUCAUUACUUAACCCUUUCUCCCCUUGCGGAAGGUCUGUUCCACAAGGCCAUUUGCCAGAGCGGGGUCGCCCUGAAUCCCUGGGCUUGUGGACCGAGGGAACCGAGACGAUCCGCCCAGGAAAUCGCCGCCAUUUUGGGCGAGGUCAGCACCGACCCAAGGGUUAUCGUCGAGUUCCUCAGAACCGUCGACGCCAAAACGCUCGUCGAGGCCCAGGAGAAGAUGACGACGCCAGAGAGGAGGAUGCAGACCUUCACUCCUUUCGGCCCGGGGCCGGAUCCUUGGUCGGCGAAUCCUUUUUUGAGGGUCCCCAUUUCGAUAGCUGCGCAGAACGGGAUCAAGGUCCCUCUUAUCAUUGGCUACAACGACCGCGAGGGAAUCAUAUUCUCGAGGCAUUUACAGGCCGGCAGUUUGCGGCGUCUGAACGCCGAUUUCGAGGGUACUUUAAAUCCUGCCAUCUUGGAGUCGCUCAAGGAUCAAGGAUCUACGAGCAAGGACCUUAGACGUCUCUAUUUUGGGGACCGACCCGUCACGUCGAGGGACGUAGACGAGUUCGUCGACAUGUUCAGCGACCUGAACUUCCUCGACGGCAUCUACAGGGUCGUUAACAUCCAGCGGAAGGGCCUCGCGCCCACCUACCUCUACAGGUUCUCCUUCGACAAUGGGGCGUCCUACAUGAAAUUGCUAAUAAACAGCGACAUACCCGGAGCCUGCCACGCAGACGAGUUACCCUACCUGUUCCUUGCCACUGGUCUAAACGAGAUCCUGGGUGUCGAGGCGCCUGAAUUUGGCGCCAUCGGGCACACCAUCGUCCAGAGGAUGACCAAAAUGUGGAGCGACUUUGCCAGGACGGGGAACCCGACUUGUGGGACUGCGGAUUCGCUGACCAUUCCUUGGACGCCCAUCGAGGAGAGUACAUCUGGCCUUAAAUGUUUGAACAUCGACAUCGACCUCAAAGUGGCGACCAUCCCAGAACGGGAUAGAGGUUUCGCCUGGAAGCUGAAGAAGCUCAGCAAGCUCUAACCAGGAAAUGGAGAAGAGAUUCCUACGUGCGCUAUACCACAUAUCCAGGCGAGAUUCACGUCGUCACUUAACGCGUCUUAUUUAUCCGGAAGCGGCGCGAUAAGCCGAAUCAGGGAAAAUCCUGCAGGCUUCACCGACGCCAUUUCCGCUCCUCCGGGCGAGAACCCACCGAGGUUACCUUCCGAGACGUCGCCGUAUUUCCGUAUUCCCGCAAUUCCGUACUUUCGUAUUUUCGUACUUUCAUAUCUCGUUUACACCGGUGCGCUUUCCAAAAUGGAGACAAACGGAGGGAGAGAGAGAGGGGGAGGAGGGAAGUGAGAGAGAUGGUCCCGAGCCAGCGGAAAUAUCUCCUAGAGUUUACCCUUCUAAAUGGAACCACCGAUCCUGGCCGAGAAGAAAAAAAGGAGCCGUUCUAUUCCCGCGGGAAAUAAACAAAUUAUCCACCGCGAGAAAGAUUAACGGAGGCCCCGUGGACGGAAGAGGAACGCGAGCUCUGCAGGAGGCCUCGAGGGCGCACUUCCGGCCGAGGAAUAAUAUCUAAAAAAGAAAUGCCAAACUGACUUCCACCGCUAAAAAUAAGUCGACAACGUAUCCCAGACACAUGCUCCGAAUUGUCUAUCCAGACAUUUACAUAUUUAAGCAAAAUGUCGGCCGAGAAAGAAAUUAUUCUUCCCGUCCCGACUGCGUUCCCACAUUUCUCUCUGCCCUUCCCGAAGUCUUCCCGGAUAUAAGGUCCUCUAAAAAAUCGCAAGGGUCGAAAUUAGGCGCCUUAACCUUAAAGGGGCCCUCGUGGACGCGCUUCCGGCCGAGGAAUAAUAUCUAAAAAAAGAAAAGAAAUACCAAACUGACUUCCUCCGCUAAAAAUAAGUCGACAACGUAUCCCAGACACACACUCCGAAUUGUCUAUCCAGACAUUUACAUAUUUAA
Orussus abietinus is the source of this 2557-nucleotide messenger RNA. Its product is annotated as esterase B1. Bases 32 to 1630 code for a protein of 532 amino acids. The record is from RefSeq and is a predicted model, not a curated record. NCBI's taxonomy places the organism in Eukaryota, Metazoa, Arthropoda, Insecta, Hymenoptera, Orussidae. The transcript is spliced from 8 exons.